AUGCUUUCAGCUUCAUCAUUAAGAAGGGCCGCAUUCAGUGCCAGAAGUGCUGGUAUCAUCAGAUCCAGAUUGGCAUCGACUUUGGCGGUUAUUGAGCAUGCCGACUCUAAUGUGGCCGCUGGUUCUCUGAGUGCCAUCUCGGCAGCCAAAGAGUUAGCAGGUUCUGACCCAGUGACUGCUAUUAUUGCUGGAUCUAAUGCUGCCAAGGUUGCCGAAUCAUUGGGAAAGGUUCCUGGCAUUAGCAAGAUUCUUGUUGCUAGCAACUCUGCUUACGACAAGGGAUUACCAGAAAACUUGGCUCAAUUAUUGGCCGAGAACGUCAAAAAGAACGGAUUUUCUCAUGUUGUGGCUGCUAGCUCGGCAUUUGGUAAAAAUGUCAUCCCUAGAGUUGGUGCUCUUUUGGAUGUCCAACCCAUUACUGAUAUCAUCAAGAUUGAAUCUGAAGACACUUUCGUCCGUCCCAUUUAUGCUGGCAAUGCCAUUGCUACUACCAAAUCCAAUGAUCAAAUCAAGCUAGUAACCAUCAGAACUUCAGCAUUCGCUGCUGCUGAAACUGAAGGCGGUUCUGGUGCCGCUGUAGAGGAUGCCGUCGAUCCUAAUUCCGAGUCUCUCUCUGAAUGGAUCUCUGAGGAAUUGACCAAGAGUGAACGUCCUGAUUUGGGUGUUGCAUCCAAGAUUGUUUCUGGAGGUAGAGGUCUUAAGGACAAGGAGAACUUUGACAAGGUUAUUUAUCCAUUUGCUGAUGCCAUUGGCGCUGCUGUUGGUGCUUCAAGAGCGGCUGUCGACUCUGGUUUUGCUGAUAAUUCUCUCCAAGUUGGUCAAACCGGUAAAGUCGUGGCUCCCGAGCUUUAUAUUGCCGUCGGUAUCUCCGGUGCUAUUCAACACUUGGCUGGUAUGAAGGACUCGAAGACCAUUGUGGCCAUCAACAAGGACCCAGAGGCCCCCAUUUUCCAGGUUGCUGAUCUCGGUCUUGUUGCAGACCUCUUUGAGGCUGUUCCUGAGCUCACCACCAAGCUCGGUUAA
Messenger RNA from Sugiyamaella lignohabitans, 1023 nucleotides. RefSeq names its product Aim45p (gene AIM45). The coding region runs from base 1 to 1023 and encodes 340 amino acids. Gene Ontology annotation, molecular function: flavin adenine dinucleotide binding; electron transfer activity. The transcript has a single exon. Gene Ontology annotation, cellular component: mitochondrion. The record is from RefSeq and is a predicted model, not a curated record. NCBI's taxonomy places the organism in Eukaryota, Fungi, Ascomycota, Dipodascomycetes, Dipodascales, Trichomonascaceae.